Molecule: messenger RNA, 4138 nt
Organism: Coregonus sp. 'balchen'
Lineage: Eukaryota; Metazoa; Chordata; Actinopteri; Salmoniformes; Salmonidae
Source: the annotation of a GenBank genome assembly
AUGACCGGAGGACAUAAGGAGAUGCUGGUGAUAAUGACUGAGGAGCAGUGUUGGCGGGGUGUAGGCUACUGUUCCUUAUCUGCAGUACUGGAUCAGUCAAACUAUAAGUGAGUCCCAGUGCCUUAGACUAAACAUGGGAUAUUGUCCUGCAGGAAUGCCAAAAAACAUGUAGAGACGGAAACUGACUCUCUCCCCUCUUGAGCCUUAUGGCCCAGAAACUAACAAGGCUCUAGUUGGUCUUGAGGUUCCCUCUCAUUUCUGGUUUUCUUGGGUUGUGAAGACAAAAGAUUCACUUCUGUAAUUUCUGUCCUGCUCAACCAGCAUUUCCUUGUCAGUCACAUGAUUAGUCUACAUAAGUUUGUCAAAUGGGCAUGAGUAAGGAGAUGGGAGUGAUGUGAAAAGGAGAGAGUAUUGAGUAGGCCUAUCUCUAGAUCCAAUCCAAACACACUAUACUCCUGUCUGCAGCUUUCAAAAGGGGAGUGGUUAGGCUAUUUGUUCAGCGUUGUUAGUAAUAAUUUUGCUCAGCCUGGGCUAUGCCCAUAUCUGGCUGGAUUUUCUUUGGUAAUACUGUACAUUUCUCAAAUUCCAGUCAAGGUGUUUAUUUAUUUCACCUUUAUUUAGGUGUGGUUACGUAUAGGCGACAGUAUUUACAUGGAGCUGUUUGAGUCCAGAUGGCUUUGGCUUUGCUGGAUGACCAGGUGGUGGCUCAGUAUCCGUCCAUCCAUUCCCAACAGCUGCUGCUUUCAGCUUGAGCAAGCACAACACUGAGACCACUCACCCUAGUGUAGGCCUAUCUGUGCGGGUGCGUUCCCCUCCCCCCUCUUCUCUGGCACUGCUAUGUCUCAGAGAGUGAGAGAGCAGUGUGAAAAUGUGUAAAACAUAGCAGUUUUUCACUGUCAAAUCUCGAAGUCUGCUCCAAUAAAGAAUGGAUUGUUUAUUGGAGUAGUUCAUGGCUGUGCUUUGGAGAUCUGAGGUCCUUUGUUUGAACAAUAUCAACAGUGUUUUAGAAGAAAAUGAAGAAUGGUGCUGCUCCCUAUUGGGUGCAUAGGUCAGCCACUGGGCAUUGAAGUCAGAUUUAUUUUUUAAGUUUAUAGCCUGAGUCUUGUGAUUAUUUGUACGUGUUUUAAAACGUAUUUCUUCUCACUCUUUUUCUUUCAGAGCACAAGGUUAUUAUUGUGGGCCUGGACAAUGCGGGGAAGACCACCAUACUUUACCAGUUGUAAGUAUUUUGCCUACGGUUAGUAGAUACAGAUAGGUCUAUAGAAGGGGAAAACCGUGGUACAACAACAACAGUAGACACAUUUCCUCUCACAACUAGGGGGGAUUUCAUCAUGUUUAUUUUUCUGCUAAAUGAGAAAUAGUGACCUUAGCUUAAAUACCUUUUGGCUAACCCACUUAUGGAAGAAUGUGAUACAAUAGGGAAUAGAUUUACAAAAUUACCUGUUGACAACCUCAAUGUUCUCAUGCCUACCAACAUUCUCACUGACUUGAUUGUUGUUUUGCAUUGAAAUUGAUAACCUCCUUUUGUGCUUGUGUUUGCAGUUCUAUGAACGAGGUGGUCCACACAUCUCCUACAAUAGGCAGCAACGUGGAGGAGAUAGUGGUGAACAACACGCACUUCCUGAUGUGGGACAUCGGAGGACAGGAGUCACUGAGAUCCUCCUGGAACACGUACUACACUAACACAGAGGUCAGACCACGUACUGUGGAUGGAUGGCAGUUGUUUUUUGAACUGUUAGCUUGUGUGUGUCUUGAAUUAAAUUAGGCAGUCUGGUAACAUGUAACAAAAACUGCUCAACAAUAUUGCUAUGUAAUUACAUUGUUAUUACCUAGAUAUAAGAGCAACUUAAUGUAAACUGUUACGACUGUCUUUUUAAUGUCCUUUCUUAUGUCUCUCCCAAUCUUUCUCUCCAGUUUGUGAUCGUAGUGGUGGACAGCACAGACAGAGAGAGAAUCUCUGUCACCAAAGAGGAGCUCUACAGAAUGCUUGCACAUGAAGUGAGUUUUGGUGUUCUUGGCCAUGUUUUAUAGUGCACACUGCACACAAUAUUUGUGUCAACGUAGAAUGAGUUCAAUAUAACAAAAUAUUUUUAUAACUAAGAUAGACCACAGCCUGUUGUUUCCAGUGGGAACAAAUUAGUAAUAGUGGGCAGAACAAGCAAGGAAGUGGGCAGAGCCAAGCACGAGCUAGCGAGAUCCUAUUGGCGUGUUCUAGCAAACAUUUGCAUAUUUCCGUUCCGGAACGCCUACUCUGUGAAGUGCGCGUGUGCAAUAACUCAAUUUGCCUUUGCACUCCUUAUAAACACACCAUUUUUUUAAAACUUUGGCAAAAGGUAAAGUCUACAAAACUUUGUCCAUUCUGUUUGAAAAAUAUUCUAGUUUUGGGAACAGAAAACUGUAUUGAGAUUAAAUGGUUUAUUAAUGAGAAAAUUUGCAGAAUGUCGGCCAAAAUCCAUCUUGUUCCAUCUUCUCCCGCUGCCGGCCACUGGGCUUCCUCUCACUACCAUAUUUGGUAGUGAAUGGAAACGCCAAGCGGAUGCUUGACAUUUAUACGUCCAGUGAAAUAUCUGUCUCAUUGUUCUAUCUGUGAUAUAACCCUCAGCCUAGCAGACAUGGCAGCAGCCUAUGUUCUAUGAUGGUCAAUGAGCAUAUGGCCACCUCUCAAUUUCUUUCUCCUCAUCCUCCUCCCUCCUUGUAUUUACUCUUUAAUUGAAAAUACAUGAGUUCUUCUCACUUUCCUUCUCCUCCCUCCCAGUAAUCAUGCCUUAGAACUCAAACUCAAAUCACAUUUUACUGGUCGCAUAUACAUAUUUAGCAGAUGCUAUUGCGGGUGUAGCGAAAUGCUUGUAACAAAGUUGCUUAGGAGCUGGAGACAGAGCGGCCAUGUCUAUCGGCGCCAUCUUGUCAUCCACCCUCCUCUCUCGUCAGGACCUGAAAAAGGCGGGCCUGCUGAUUUUUGCUAACAAACAGGAUGUGAAGGGCUGUAUGUCUGUGGCUGAGAUCUCCCAGAGCCUGCAGCUCACCUCAGUCAAAGACCACCAGUGGCACAUCCAGGCCUGCUGCGCCCUCACCGGGGAGGGGUAAGAGAAUGGAGGCCUUUUUAUUUCUUUUAAUUUAACCAUUAUUUAUGCUGGUUAUUCUCGUUGAGAUGAAAGCUCUUUUGCAAGAGACCUGGUCCAACAUUCAUACAGUAGGGCAGUGUUGCUCAUCUUUUUUUAGUGCCAGGGACCGGCAAGCUAUGGUCUUUCCUCCUUGGAGGGUCGCUUACAUUAAAACUAGCAUUUGUCUUAUUCCCACUUAUAUGCUGAAAAUGACAUUCUCUCUCUCUUGCCAUCCUGUCUCCCUACCUCCAGGUUGUGCCAGGGCCUGGAGUGGAUGAUGUCACGACUGCGGGUCAGAUGACCUUUGACCUUGAUCAACAACAACAGCGUGCUGUUCCUCUCUUCUCUCCACACCUUCAGUCCUGAGGGAUGUGGUGGGUGGUUGACAGGCGACCCUUUUCCUCUCCAUGAGACUCUGACUUAACCUGGUCGGCCAGACAACCUUCCUACCAGGAUGUUGUUUUUCUGCUGCGUGUUUAUUUAUUUCUACAGAACACUGAUCUGCUCUGACUGAGAACUGUGAACAACCAGAACUUUACCACUCUACCAUUUCAGGAUCCAUUCUGGAAAGAAAAACUAAACAAAAGACUCAUAUGAAAUCCAGUGUAUUUAAUUUCUGAAUCUGCACGCUUGGUUUUCAUGCUAUAAGAAAUAGGGAAUACAUGGGACAGCUCAGACUUAAGAGGAGUCGUCUUUAGUUGUGUGUGAGUGGGCCUGCCUGCCCAGAGUGGCCUUGUUGCAGUAUUGUCGGACUGCCUGAGGUGGUGGUAUUGCCCUGUGUGUACAGUCCAGUAUUUACAUUACAUCUGCAUCCCAAAUGGAAUAUAUAUAUGGAUAUAGGGUGUCAUUUGGAAUGCACAUUACAUUACCUUGUGCCUGCUGCGUCCGAAUCCUCACAUGAUGGCGGCUGAAGACACUGAAUCAAAGAACACAAGAGGGAGAAACCCAACUCUCUUAGCUCAUAUGAAAUACAGUGAAUAAAAUGUGUGUUUUUAAGUUUUGGGUGAUUACAUAUGUCAUAAAUGUGUUUUCAUUUU